This is a messenger RNA of Peromyscus eremicus (cactus mouse), 2028 nucleotides long. RefSeq names its product syntrophin beta 2 (gene Sntb2). Gene Ontology annotation, cellular component: dystrophin-associated glycoprotein complex; intracellular anatomical structure; synapse. The coding region runs from base 98 to 1663 and encodes 521 amino acids. Gene Ontology annotation, molecular function: protein binding; structural molecule activity. The transcript has 7 exons. The record is from RefSeq and is a predicted model, not a curated record. Lineage: Eukaryota; Metazoa; Chordata; Mammalia; Rodentia; Cricetidae.
GGUCCGCCCCCCUCGGGCGGGAAGGGGGAAGCGCCGAGGCUGCCUGACUGGAAUCCAGGGAGCUGCAGCGACGGCGGCCGCGGGAGCAGGGCCGGCCAUGGCGGUGUGGACGCGGGCCACCAAAGCGGGGCUGGUGGAGCUGCUUCUCAGGGAGCGCUGGGUGCGGGUGGUGGCCGAACUCAGCGGCGAGAGCCUGAGCCUGACGGGCGACGCGGCGGCGAUCGAGCCCGAGCCGCCGGCUGCCGCCUUCAACGGUCUUCCGAACGGCGGCGGCGGCGGCGACUCGCUGCCCGGGAGCCCGAACCGCGGCCUGGGGCCGCCCAGCCCGCCCGCCCCGCACCGCGACCCCGCGGGGGAGGCGGGCGCCUCGCCGCCCGUGCGCCGAGUGCGAGUGGUGAAGCAGGAGGCGGGCGGCCUGGGCAUCAGCAUCAAGGGCGGCCGCGAGAACCGGAUGCCGAUCCUCAUCUCCAAGAUCUUCCCGGGGCUGGCGGCCGACCAGAGCCGGGCGCUGCGGCUGGGCGACGCCAUCCUGUCGGUGAACGGCACCGACCUGCGCCAGGCCACCCACGACCAGGCCGUGCAGGCGCUGAAGCGCGCGGGCAAGGAGGUGCUGCUGGAGGUCAAGUUCAUCCGAGAAGUAACACCGUAUAUCAAGAAGCCAUCUUUAGUAUCAGAUCUGCCAUGGGAAGGUGCUGCUCCCCAGUCACCAAACUUUAGUGGAAGUGAAGACUCUGGUUCUCCAAAGCAUCAGAAUAGCACCAAAGACAGGAAGGUCAUCCCUCUCAAAAUGUGCUUUGCUGCUAGAAACCUAAGCAUGCCAGAUCUGGAGAACAGAUUGAUAGAGCUACAUUCUCCUGAUAGCAGGAACACCUUGAUCCUACGCUGCAAAGAUACGGCCACAGCACACUCCUGGUUCGUAGCUAUCCACACCAACAUAAUGGCUCUCCUCCCACAGGUACUGGCUGAACUCAAUGCCAUGCUUGGUGCAACCAGUACAGCGGGAGGCAGCAAGGAAGUCAAGCACAUUGCCUGGUUGGCAGAACAGGCAAAACUAGAUGGUGGAAGACAGCAGUGGAGGCCUGUUCUCAUGGCUGUGACCGAGAAGGAUCUGCUACUUUAUGAUUGUAUGCCAUGGACAAGAGAUGCCUGGGCAUCGCCAUGUCAUAGCUACCCUCUAGUUGCCACAAGAUUGGUUCAUUCAGGUUCUGGAUGUCGGUCACCCUCCCUUGGAUCUGACCUUACCUUUGCUACAAGGACGGGCUCUCGGCAGGGCAUUGAGAUGCAUCUCUUCAGGGUUGAAACACAUCGGGAUUUGUCGACCUGGACCAGAAUACUUGUUCAAGGUUGUCAUGCUGCUGCUGAGCUGGUCAAGGAAGUCUCCCUAGGCUGCACCUUAAGUGGCCAGGAGGUAAGAUUCACUGUCCACUACGAACAUGGGUUCACUAUCUCCAGAGACAAUGGAGGUUCCAGCAGCAUUCUAUACCGCUAUCCUUUUGAACGGCUGAAGAUGUCUGCUGAUGACGGCAUCAGAAACCUCUAUCUGGAUUUUGGUGGUCCUGAGGGAGAACUGACUGUGGACCUGCAUUCUUGUCCAAAGCCGAUUGUAUUCGUGUUGCACACGUUCUUGUCCGCCAAAGUCACUCGAAUGGGACUGCUUGUAUGAGCAACGAGAAGUAAGGAAGAGCUGACUGUCACAAGAAGUUUUUCCACCUCCGAAAAAUGAAAAUUAAAACAAGCAUCAACAACAGAGAAGCACAAAAAGCAGCCCUGCUCUCCUCCAUCAUAGUGCCUUCCCAAGGACCUGCAGAUCACUGCUGAAACCACAGGGUUGAAGAGGGGCUGACCUCCCCACACAGCCGUGGCCAGAAGUUCUAGAACUGAAAUUAGCUCCAAAUUGAAGCUGUUGAUUUAUCGUCUCAUUUCACAGUGUGAUCGCUAAGUAAUUACGUUUAUUGCGUUUCUAUCUAACCCUGUUAUGAAGGCUGGCUCUUUGGGUUUCUCUUCGGAUAUAAACAAAUAGCCAAAAGA